AUGGGCCGCCACCGUAAGGCUGCAGCUCUGCUGCUGUAUUAUAUACAAGUUGUGAUAGUUUGCAGAGCGCUGACUGUGGGAACACAAGCCGAUGACGAGGUCUACUCACUCUGCAACACCACAUGGACCAACAAGACCCGCGUCAACCACAAUCGGCUCAGCUUCAACGACACACGGUUCUUCAACUAUGAGUCGUUCUUCCAGGACACGUGGCUCUUCAACAGCACAGAUUCCUGCAAUAGCACUACACCAGGAUGGAGGUUGACGAACGAGUCAGUUGUGACGACGCCACCUGACAUUAGCUAUGUGGCGUCGUGGGAAGAUGUCCUGUUUCUCGGCAUGUUGGCCUUGUCCGGCCUGGUGGGGACAGUCGGAAACACCGCUGUCGUCCUGGCUUUCUGCCUCUACAAGAAGGUUCGCUCUGCUGCUAACACCUUCAUCCUGAACACCAGCGUCUGGGACCUGGUCUCUUCUGCCGCCAUCAUCCCUCUGUCCCUCUGGUCUACCCUGAGCGGUCAGCCUAACUGCGGGAAAGCCUGCUGUGCCUUCAUAGGUUUCCUGAGCAUGUUCAGUAUCACUCAGUCACUGUUGUCCUGUGCUCUCAUUGCCUUUAACCGCUAUGUGCACGUUGUGCUCUCACUGGCGACUUACAAGCGUCUGUUCAGUCCCGUCAAGGCCUUUCUCUGGGUGGUUGGGGCGUGGGUAACCGGUAUUCUGAUCAUGUUUCCCGCUAUCGCAGGCAAAUAUGGUACCUUGGGGUGGGACGCGCAUGUACAUGUAUGUCAGUUAUCGUCCGAUGAUCCCAAAGGUGUGUUGUUCUUAAAACACGUCCUCAUGUCCACGCACUGGGCCGCUGCGUUCGCCAUCUUUGCGUUCUACGCCCGAAUCUACCUGCACGUGCGAAAGAGCGCCGUGGCCGUCGGCCAGCACCUCGGCCACAGCCCGCAACAAGUGUCCCUACAGGCCGUCAAACGCACGAAGCACAUGUUCUACAUCUACUUCACCUUCUUCGCUCUGACCACUCCUGCCAUUGUCGUGUCUUUCUACGUUGACCCUUACGCCACCUUACUGCCGAAAGCUGUUACCUUCGCCUGCGUCGCGCUUUACUACUGGAACUCUGCCGUCAACCCCAUCAUUUACACCUGGACCCUGAAGGAGUUUCGGCAGGGGUUUAAAUCCAUGGUCCACUGCAGACGCCAUAUUGUCCCUGCCCCUCUGGCUCCCAACCCGGCUGUUGUGAAAACCGUAAAAUUAACAAACCUUAAAAAGGCCCCUUCCCUGUUGACUGUCUCCAACCGUGUUGGUCAGCAACAGGCGGGACCGUCAAUGCCUGAGGUAAAAACCUGA
This is a messenger RNA of Branchiostoma belcheri (Belcher's lancelet), 1347 nucleotides long. RefSeq names its product melatonin-related receptor-like. The transcript has 4 exons. The coding region runs from base 1 to 1347 and encodes 448 amino acids. The record is from RefSeq and is a predicted model, not a curated record. Gene Ontology annotation, molecular function: G protein-coupled receptor activity. Lineage: Eukaryota; Metazoa; Chordata; Leptocardii; Amphioxiformes; Branchiostomatidae. Gene Ontology annotation, biological process: G protein-coupled receptor signaling pathway. Gene Ontology annotation, cellular component: membrane.